AUGGCCGGUGAUCUUGAUUCGAACUCAGUUUGUGUGAAUAUGGAAAGAAAAGAUAAUCAAAGUAUUAAAUUGAACAAUGAUAUUAUUGAAAAUUCAGCAAAUCCCAAUCAAGCAAUGGUUCUAACGCAUCGCCAAGAUAUACCUAAAGCCAGCGCAAAUUUGCCUAACGAUAGUAGUCCAGGCAGUUUUGUUAAAGUACCAAAGAUGGAUUUAGAAAAUUUAGUAGCGGAAGUUAUGCAACUAAAAUCUUUCCUUCCGAAGAUUGUUGCUGAUGACCAGCGUUGCCUGAAUCAUUUUCCCUCAGGAAAUGUUACCGGCAAUAACUACCAACAAUUAUUUCAAGAUUUAAAAACUGAAUAUGAAAAUUUAAGGUUCAAACAUGAGCAACUUGAAGAUGAGGUGAAAGUGCAAAAACAGGAAACUGAUCGUUUGCAGGGAACUUUAACACAAAUGAAUGAAGAAUUAUCACAACAACUAGAAUAUUGCGCUAACAUGGGUGCUUCGAUGGGAACGAUGCUGUGGAAGCUAUCGAAAGAUGAACAGUGUGUGCAAUCGAUGCUUGUUGGGGUCAGAACGGAAGAGUUUUUACGAUUGGUAGCACAAACGAUAGAUAGCUUUAUCGCUACGUAUUCUGAUAAAUCUGUUGCUAUGCCUUCCGAAAUUUCUGAUGAAUCCGAGUACAUUCUGUCAUUAUGCGGAAUCGUAACAAAUAUGGCAGCUACACCUGAUGGGCGAGACUAUCUAAUUUCUAGUGAAUGUGGUCGUGAGGUUUUCGAAGCAUUUUUUACCGUUUUGUGUGCAGCUCCAAAUAAUAAGCUUAGGCUAUUGCAGUCACUAGCGCUUGAACCAGACAGUCCAGAGUUUACCAAAAAGUUACAAGCAACUAUUCCAUUGUCUUUAAUUCAUAAUUUUAUUGACGAUUCUAGUUCAGAGGUUAAGAUGGCAGCCAAUGAAUUGUUAUCAGAUAUUACAGCAAUCUACCACAAAUAA
Messenger RNA from Trichoplax adhaerens, 990 nucleotides. RefSeq lists its product as uncharacterized. The coding region runs from base 1 to 990 and encodes 329 amino acids. Gene Ontology annotation, cellular component: cytosol. The transcript has 11 exons. Lineage: Eukaryota; Metazoa; Placozoa; Uniplacotomia; Trichoplacea; Trichoplacidae. The record is from RefSeq and is a predicted model, not a curated record.